This is a messenger RNA of Parastagonospora nodorum SN15, 2523 nucleotides long. RefSeq lists its product as hypothetical. The transcript is spliced from 3 exons. Gene Ontology annotation, molecular function: DNA binding. The record is from RefSeq and is a predicted model, not a curated record. Bases 1 to 2523 code for a protein of 840 amino acids. NCBI's taxonomy places the organism in Eukaryota, Fungi, Ascomycota, Dothideomycetes, Pleosporales, Phaeosphaeriaceae.
AUGGACGACGAUUUCGACUCUAGUGAUCUAGAGUUUGACGCGCCUGCCCCAGACCGCUUCUCGUCAGCUGGCAGCAAAUCCAUUACCGCGAUCAAGAAGAACGCGUCUGCGUUGCGCAUCGAAUCAAAGCUCGCGGUGAAGCAACUGCAAUCGGUCCAUGGCGCACCAGGAUCGCGGAGGCAGCGCUCGCAGUGGGCGCGCACUUGGGAGGCAUUCUUCAAAGAAGUGCUCAAGAAGAACCAUGCCACUGUUCCCUGUGGCCAAGACAUCGAGCGCUUCAUACUCAGCUUGCCAAGUAUCAUGGAGUCGAGUUCCACUUCGCGAGAGGCGAUUGCUUGGUCUACACUCGUCCUUGCCUUGCGGUACACCUUCCACGCUAUUCGAUGCCGACACGACACGUUUGCUCUGUCCUACAACGACAAACAACGCAUCAAAGAUUGUUUCGAGACUCUACGCAUGCAAGAGAAGAUCACCAAAGACCCAGUGCGCGAAGCACAGUGGCUGACGACCAGGCUCAUGGCUCACCUCAUCCGAGGUCUGCUGGUCAAAGCUGUGCGGUUCGGCGUAUUGGACUGGAGCAUCGUGGUCCAGAAGGCGCUCGGUCUAGCUCUUCAAUCGGCGCUGAGCAGCCGUGUCGGAGAAGUGGCAGUCAGUCGUGACUACGACGACGAUGAAUGCUUGGCCUAUAAGGACAUCGAGUUGAAGGUUACCGUCGACGACACGAGCCCCGUGGACCUCCCUCUCCUCGACCGAGUAACUUUGGACGCCAAGGUGACUUUGCGAUACACCAAGGGCUUCAAACGCGAUGGAUCACACAACCACAUCAUCGUGCUUUCCAGUUUGGACAGCGUCGAGUUCAAUGUUGUCGACCCACUGAAGCUCCUCUUGGCUCACGCAUUGAGACACGACUGUUUCUAUCACACCACGGCUGAGGACGUCGUGCAAGAAGCACUGACUCAACGAGACGGCGUUUUCCGAUGGAAGUACCCCGAGAGGCCAGUGCUGUGUGCUCUGAAGCAUCGUAAAUUCCAAUAUGACAAAGGCGCCUCGACGCAGCUACUCCGUGAGACGCUGAAUGAAGCUGCACAGCUGUCGGGGAUCACCCAGCGACUCGUCACUCAUGACAUCCGCCGAGGGGCUGCACUUGAAGCCAGUCAACUUCCGCCACGUCGAAACAUGGAAGGCGCGGCUGAAGCACUGGGCCAUUCGAACUUCGCACUCAUGUCGGGUGUAACCGCCAAGUAUGUUGGCCACAAUACGAGAUCGACUCUCGCCGACCGUAUCAGCGUCUACGCAAACAAUGAUUUUGGCCUAGCAGUGGCAGAAGAUCGCAUAGAGACUACACUGAACAAACGCAAAGUGUCUUCCAACGACAUCGACGACUACCUGGCCCAGCCUGAGAACACCCACUUGAAGAAGCUCAAAGUUCCCCGCCAUGCAGCAACCAGAGCCCUUAUCAAACAGCGAUCGAGUGUAACUGCUCCCAAAGAUCAGGAUAGGUCUGACCAGAUCGGUUUGGACAAGGUCCAUCCCAGGACUCCUUUACAGCCGCUGAACCAGAACAAACUAAAGGGUAUCGCACCGCAGUCGACCAUGAUAGACCUCACCGUGAGCGACGACGAGAAGAGCGACGGUUCGAUGACAGCAGCUCAUCUGACCCGAGAAACGCGGCGACCAGUGGAUACAACGAAGUUCGACCCCGCACUGUUGCUGUUAUCAGGUCUACCGUCAACACGUCAGGCACAGGGGAAUGCUGACCCAGGCAUGGUUCCGGAUACAUCCAUUCUGGAAGCCAGGCUAGAUGAGAUGGACUUCGGGGAUGACGCAAGUCUCGUGGAGCCACGUAGUGGCACGGCUGCUCAGGUAGAGCUCGAGGUGCUCGAGGCGUCUCAAUCAGAGUUCAUUGCUUGGUUGAGCCAGAUAAAUACUCGCGUCGUCAACGAUACAAACCCAGCGCAGCACAAGGACUUGGACCAUUUACGUGGAGGCAGUCGCGACGAGCCGACAUUCUUCAGCCACCGUUGUUGCAAGUAUGCAACCACCAGCGGCCCCAGCAUGAACUACCACGAGGCUAUUUGCACGACGGAAUCACGCAAGUCCGCCAAUACCAAGCUCUCAGGCUUCAGCAAGGCAUGUGACGUGCCCGGAUGCUCCUACGUCGCGAGGGGUGAGAAGGAGGCGAACGUAAACAGGAACUUCAACAGCCACAAGACCAACCAGCACCCCAAGCCUGGCACUACAUUCUCGUGCCCGAUUGGAGGGGGUCCAAACUGCGCAGGACCGUUCAAGAGCAAGGACGCGGUAUCGCACCACAAGACCAGGCACCACUCAAACAUUGUUCCCCAGGGAUGUCCGGUCGAUGGCUGUACGAGCAAGAAGCUGUGGAGCUCAGCAGCAAAUCUGGAGGAUCACAUCCGCAAGGGACACCUGAUCAAAGGCAAAGCACUGAGCGCUCUUAUCAAUGCGGCAAAGGCACGUGGAGUGGAUGAGGAAAGUGACGAGGGAAGUGACGAGGGCUACUAG